AAGUUUUUAGUCUGUACGCCAGUCAGGCGAAAACAGCCGAGUUCUGCGGACGUCGUUUCUCACAAUGAGCGUCCAAACGUACAUAUAUCGGUUCAUAGUAGCGAAUUUUCUAACUUUAUAUUAUAAUGUAUGUGUUCUAUUGAUGUUCGCCUUCAACUAUAUGAAGAAUCCUUUCGGGGAUCCGUUCGCUCUCAAGUUGAGAUUGGAGCCACCCCCGUGUCUGACUGACCCUAAAUAUGGAACACACAAAUAUAUUAAAGUUAAUAACAUAAAACUACAUUAUGUGGAGAGCGGAGAUCCUUCCAAGCCUUUGAUGAUCUUCGUCCAUGGUUUCCCUGAGUUCUGGUAUUCUUGGCGACAUCAGAUUCUUGAAUUUCAAAAGGACUAUUGGUGCAUAGCAAUUGACAUGCGAGGCUAUGGAGAUUCAGAAAGACCGGACGAUGUAUCUUCAUACAAGUUGGAUUUAUUAGUGAACGAUAUUCGUGAACUUGUAAGUCAAUUAGGUAAGUAA
Hyposmocoma kahamanoa is the source of this 511-nucleotide messenger RNA. Its product is annotated as epoxide hydrolase 4-like. The coding region runs from base 65 to 511 and encodes 148 amino acids. Gene Ontology annotation, molecular function: hydrolase activity. NCBI's taxonomy places the organism in Eukaryota, Metazoa, Arthropoda, Insecta, Lepidoptera, Cosmopterigidae. The record is from RefSeq and is a predicted model, not a curated record. The transcript has 3 exons.